AUGGAUGGAAUUCUGGUUGACAUGACAGAGGGUUACAAAACUUUACAUGCCUCGAUUAAAAUUGCUGUAAUCUCUUAUUCUGCAGCCAUAGCUCGUAAUGCUAGGGCGGCCUUGUCAGACAUAGCAACAACUGCCACAGAUUUAGUGACAGUGGCAGCAAAUUCCAUGGCUCAAUAUGAUGCUUUUAAACAGUCUUUAGAUCAUAUAUCAAGAUCUUGGAAUAAUACAGCUAACAGUAUGACAAACUAUAUGAGUGAGGUUGACAAGAAACUACUUGUCUUAAAUCAUCUCUCUUCCUCUCUUAAAUCAACUAGAGGACCUCCAUCAACAGACUCUCGAUAUUCUCCAGACCCAAUAGUUGGUGCUAGUCUUGUUCUUGUAUCAGGAUCAAAAUAUAAAUCUACACUGGGGACUCUGAAUUUUGCUUCUGAUGAGAGUAUCGGUUUUGUAGGUUCUAACAAUGAGGGGCAAUUACUUGGAGAACUCAUAAAAGCAUCUGGAGUUGGUCUCCGACCUCACAAAGGAGUCUUUUCUUGCGGCCUUUAA
Molecule: messenger RNA, 546 nt
Organism: Arctia plantaginis
Lineage: Eukaryota; Metazoa; Arthropoda; Insecta; Lepidoptera; Erebidae
Source: the annotation of a GenBank genome assembly